UGUCUGUGUGUGUGUGUGGGGUUCAGAAGGUAGGUGUGUGUGGGGUUCAGUAGGUAGGUGUGUUUGUAGGUGUGUGUGUGUCUGUGUGGGGUUCAGUAAAUGGGGUGUGUUUUGUGUGGAAUAACGUGCCUACGGAUGAACCUGUCACAAGACUUGGACAGCUAGGGCAAGCAUUUUGUAGUGUCUGUUAUUGUUUUUCAUUUAGACGUUCACACACACAAACACACACACGCGCUUUACGGACACGUUUAGCACUUCUGACACUAACCGAGCUACAUUUCUGACGCCGUGACCAGAGAGACUCUUCAAUUUAUCUGUUUAUUCAUCAAAUCCUGAUCACAACAGAGACAACAGUCUAAUACCGAUUUAAAGGUUACUUCAGCUGAACGUCUAAACUUACAGGAGCUCCAACACGCUUUAAUAAGUGGUUCCAAAGAGGGGAAAAUAGUAACACGCUGUUUUCAUAAACACCAGGAUCUGAAUAAACAAAUGUGCUCUAAGGUAAAUUGAAAACUGCUGCAUCCACUUCAUGUGCACUUUUUGAGGGACUUGAAGACCUGAGGUUUCUGUGACCUCCACCCUCUCUGAUGGAGCUGUGCCUGGCCUGCUUGCCACUUGUCACGCUGCUGACCCUCCUGAACUCUGAGGUCAAGCUGUCCCUUGCCCAAAAGGUUUACACAAACAAAUGGGCCGUCCAUGUCAAUGGAGGAGUGGAUGAAGCCAACCGCAUUGCCCAAAAGCACGGUUUCGUUAACCACGGCAAUAUAUUUGGAGAAUACUACCAUUUCCAGCAACACCGGGUGCUGAAAAGGUCUUUAUCUCCGCACAGAGGAACACACGUUCGCCUGCACAGAGAACCCCAGGUAAAAUGGGCAGAGCAGCAAGUGGUGAAACAGAGGAAGAAGAGGGACGUUUACUCCGAGCCAGUUGACCCCAAGUUUGCACAGCAGUGGUACCUGUACAAUGGCAACCAUCACGACCUCAAUGUGAAAGAAGUCUGGAAGCAGGGUAUUACAGGACGGGGUGUGGUGGUGUCCAUAUUGGAUGACGGAAUCGAGAAGAACCAUCCAGACCUUGAGAGUAAUUAUGAUCCUGAUGCCAGCUAUGAUGUGAAUGAUGGAGAUCCAGAUCCUCAGCCUCGAUAUACCCAGCUCAAUGAUAACCGACAUGGCACACGAUGUGCUGGAGAGGUAGCCGCUGUUGCCAACAAUGACAUCUGUGGUGUCGGUGUAGCCUACAAUGCCAAGAUUGGAGGUGUGCGGAUGUUGGAUGGAGAAGUGACUGAUGUAGUGGAGGCUCAAUCUCUCAGUCUCAACCCUCAGCAUAUAGACAUCUAUAGUGCUAGCUGGGGGCCUGAGGAUGAUGGCAAAACAGUGGAUGGCCCUGCUAAGCUGGCAAAAGAGGCUUUUUUACGAGGCGUAACUGAGGGUCGUGGUAAGCUGGGCUCCAUCUUUGUGUGGGCAUCCGGUAACGGUGGCCGGGAGAAAGACAGCUGCAACUGUGACGGCUACACCAACAGCAUCUACACGCUCUCAAUCAGCAGCAGUACACAGUACGGCAAUGUACCAUGGUACAGCGAGGCCUGCUCCUCCACCCUCGCCACCACCUAUAGCAGCGGCGGAGUCAAUGAGAAACAGAUUAUCACUACAGACCUGAGACAGAAAUGUACAGACUCUCACACAGGCACCUCAGCUUCAGCUCCUCUAGCAGCAGGCAUCAUAGCCCUUACCCUGGAAGCCAAUAAAAACCUGACAUGGAGGGACAUGCAGCACCUGGUUGUGAGGACUUCUAACCCAGCUCACCUGAUCACUAAUGACUGGAAGACCAAUGGCGUGGGGCGUUUAGUGAGCCACUCAUAUGGCUAUGGCCUGCUGGAUGCUGCAGCCCUCAUUGCCUUGGCCAAGAAUUGGACCAAUGUAGGCCCUCAGCAGAAGUGUGUCAUCUCUAUGGUGUCUGAGCCCAGGAACAUUGGGAGCCACCUUGUGAUCACAAAGAGUGUAGACGCAUGUUCAGGCAAGCCCAACUUUGUAAGUUCUCUCGAACAUGUCCAAGCCCAGCUCACAUUGUCCUACAAUCGUCGUGGAAACCUGGCAAUCUAUUUGAUCAGCCCACAGGGCACACGCUCGACUUUGCUCACCCAAAGACCUCAUGAUUAUUCCUCAGAAGGCUUCAAUGACUGGGCCUUUAUGACCACCCACUCAUGGGAUGAAGACCCUCGGGGCGAGUGGACUCUGGAAAUUGAGAAUGUAGCUGGAACCAGUGACUACGGCACUCUGACUCAGUUCAUGCUGGUGCUAUAUGGCACUGCCUCUGCAUCUGCUGACUUAUCUAUGGCAAACUCCAUCUCACUUCUGGAAGAUGGCUGUAAAACCUAUGACCUCAGUCAGAAUUGCACAGAGUGCAACCCUGGGUUCUACAUGUACAAGCACGGUUGUGUGCGUGAGUGCCCUGCAGGCUUCACGUCAGCCUCCGUAUCUGAGCUUUCCUCCUAUAAUGAAAUGGACGCUGUACUCCAUCCGACCUGCAAGCCCUGCCAUGUGCUCUGCCUUACCUGCAGUGGCACAGGGCCAAGAGACUGCCUUUCAUGUCCACCCCACAGCCACCUGGACCAACUCAGUGGCAUGUGUCAGCACCAAAACCAGAUUCAGCGUGAAUCCCCUGAUGCUAUUUUCCUAUCCCAUGGCAUUGCCUCUUCUGGUAUCCUGAAUCUACAGCUUUCGUCCAGUCUGCCUGCUACUGUGGCAGUGCUCUGCUGUGCCUUUAUUGCAGCCGCUUUUGUAGUUGUGUUUGGCCUGCUCCAGUUCCGCUCCUAUAGUCUCAGUAAAAUGUACAGUUCUGAAGCCAGUGUGGGCUCCAUAAUGCGUUCCAGCUUCGGCCUGGGCAUGUCACGCAAUGGCAUCAUUUCCUACAAAGGUAUCCCAAGCGUGUGGAAUGAAGACGGGUGCAACUCGGAGUCAGAGAACGAUGAGUUUGAUAUCCACAAUGAGAGAACUGCUUUCAUCAAAACACAAAGUGCUCUUUAACCCCCCCCCCCCCCCAACACACACACACACACACAAUUUUACUCUGUCCUCUCCUCAAUGUUCUUUCAUUUUCUUUCUGAAUUUAUGGUCUUUGGGCUUGUUUCCCUUUUCUUUCUUUGGGUUUGAUCUUGCUGUUUAUUUAUUCUCUAUUUUCCCCUUUGUGGUGAGCUGUAAUGUCAGGGCCACUCUGAACACACAUUUUCUUGCUCACCUGGUGUCAGUGCCUCUAAAAGAAAACCUCCGUGGCUGAGGUGCUGGAUAGUGAGACAUUUGAUUGUCCCAGGCGUGCCAGCAGAACUCUCCAAAAACACAAUAAACACAAUGAUUGUCAUUUAGUCUCUUACUCUUCUUUUCAGUCCCACUACAUGUUGCUGAAUGAGAUCUAAGAAAGAAAUUCUAUUAUAGUAUGUAUCAGAAGUGUCUAAUCUGAAUCUUAAUCCCAAAUGAAUCAUGUAAAUCUUAUUCUUAUGUGGUGGGGCCUUUUAAAGGACAGUGGAUUUUUUUUUUUUUUUUUUUUAAAUGUUCUCUUUGUUGUUAUUCAGGCUAGCAUGGACACACGGAUUCAUGACGCAGACCCCAAUCAUAGUUCUUCUACACAGACCUUCAUAUGCUGAGUUUUUCUUUUUCUUGAAGGCAGUUGACACUGCUGAACCUCAUGCUCUAUUCUUGACUUCCUGGAGUUUAUUUUGCAGUACUGUUCUGAAAUGAGCUCCAUUUGAGGCCUUGAGAGAAACUCUAGCAGGGCAAAGAAACCUGAAACCAAUGAACAAACCCUGAGAAGAGAUAAGGCAGUUUAACUUCCUUCCGAUGUUCGUUUCACUUGUAUUUAUAUUGUAUGUGGGCAUGGUGAGUUCUGUUCUGUAAGCGAGUGACUUUUUGCGAAUGAAACUACAAGGGCUCAAGCCAACACUUCAGUGCAGCUAUUGUGCGAGGCAGGGAAGUGGAUUAGAUCAUUCUACAUUAAUCUGGUUGGAGAAAUUAUUAAAUCGAACAUCAGGUUACUUCAAUUUGUCUUGAAUGAUGUGGCUACUUGAACCCAUAACUAAUUAUGGUUUUGAACAGACAUUGUUGGCAGGGUUUUAAGGUUUGUUUUGUUUUUAAUAAACAGAAAUUGCCUGAGAAUGUGUGGAAGACCGUUGGGUCAUGGAUGGAUCUUUGAGAUUUCACACCUGUUUUCUUAUUUAAUUUUUGUAGCAUUAAUAGUAGAUGCCAUUCUUACCAUCAGUCUUUUCAAAUGUCUUCUAGUAACAACAUGCUGACUAAGCGUGUAGUUUGGGUAGGUUUAAAUCCUGCUUCUUCCACAAGUCUGCAGUAGAUGAUUGUACCACAUUCAAUAAUAUCUGAAUUCGAUAUUAAGGCUACAUAGUUUUUUAAAUACACUUCACAUUUUAGGCUUUAGCAUAUUAAAUGGUCAUCACUUCAAAAGCAUUAUCAUCCCAUACCUGAAUAAUUAGUUUGUCACUUUUAUAUUUUUUCCCUCUGGGGUAUAAUGUCUGUAGUAAGUAUAGCGCAAUUGUUGAGAGCAAUAGGAUGUUCUUAAAGUUCUUAUAUACCCAAUAAAAUAUCUCUCUCUUUUUUUUCUUUUUUCUUUUUUUUUUUUGGGCAAAUAUUCUGUUAGGUAAUAUGACCUUCCACACUUUUAAAUCAUCAUUAACUAAAUCCUGCCUUGGAGAUAAUUUACUGAAAGAUUAAUAUCGUUUACUUUCUUUUCUCGGUAUUUCGUUACAUUACCUCCAGAUUUGUCAUUUGAUUUCUUUCACGUUUUCCAAAGUUAAUGUAAAUGACAUAUGUAUAUAUAUUUUUACAUUUUUUGUUUGUUUUCCUUUAUAUUUAAUUCAUCCUUUUCCUUUGCUUUGCAUUAGUCUGUUCUGUCCAACUUAAAUGAACAAAUAUACACAGAGCAUUUAUAGGAAUCAGAAUGUCAGAGUUCAACAAAAAAGGACCAGUAUGCAUUUAAGAAACACUAAUUUACAUUCAAUAUUUUAAGUGUUGGGGGGGGGGAUUUACACACAUCUAGAGCCAUGUCUGUAAAAGGACUUGACAUGACAUAAAGUGACUUAAGAUUUGUUUAGAAUUAUGUAAUGGGAUAUAAUGAAGUGCUGUAUCAGAGAUAGAGUUGGCUUCUUUGGCCAUUAUUAAUAGAGAUAAGAUUUUAUGGACCUCCUGCCUUCCUGAUUUGAUGGACAUUGUGUAUGCACACUAGCAAGUGACGGCUUUUUCUUAUUUUUUCUCUCUCUCUCUUUUUUUUUUUUUAAAGACCAUUCACAAAAGAUUACGCCUGGUGACAUUCAUUUAUGUAAAUUGGUUAUAAAAUGCUGAAAUGCCAAAAAUGAUUCCCCAGAUUCGCCUAUUCUUUAUUGUGUAUCUGCAUUUUGUUUUUAUGUUGUACAAAAAACAAUUGAUCCAUUGAACAUUAAAAUGCUUUUCUAAUGAAGGUCAUAUGAUAUACAUGUAUGUAUAUGUAUUGCACAGUUGUCUGAACCUUAAAAUAAUUUAUCCUCAAUAACUACAAACAGUAAUGUUGGCAGUCUCCACAGGUGACAAAUCUGAAGUGACCUCAGCAACCUGUUGCUUGCUAGUGUGAUGUUUAAUAUUAUUACCCUAGUGUAGCAAUGGUGAACUCGAAUGGAUGUAUCAUCUUAGGAUGAAGUCAGAAAUUAAACUAACAACUUGAUGUAUUCUUAUGGAGGUUUUCUUUUUAAACAGAAGCAUUUAGCACCCACAGAGUCCUGCAGGAUUAUUGGGUUUUGCAGUAGGCAUGACCAAAGACCAGGAGCCUGAAAUGUGCACGCAACAAAAGACCAUAAAACUGCAGGAUAAGACUCACUUGAUAGGGAAUAUUUUCAUUUUAGAUUUUAGGAUAGGUGUGAUCUUGCCAUGUUUCACAUAUUUCAGAGUCAGUAGUGUCUCUCACACAACCAAACACUUUUUACUACCAGGCACUUCUCCUUAGCCCAGCUUGAAUUGUCAGAAAUUCUUAUUGUUGAAAGACUUUAGUAUAUAUCUGAGACCGAACAACUACAUUAAUAUAAAAUAAGACCUAUUUUUGUGCAUUGUCUUAUUCAUGUAAUUUAAAGAUUUUUGCCUUUUUAUCAUUAUUUUUUUCUCCUUUUUAUUUAAUUGAUGUCAAUAUAUGAAUUAUAGAUUUAUGAAAAAUAAAGAUCUAUGCAAAGUUA
Messenger RNA from Tachysurus fulvidraco (yellow catfish), 6199 nucleotides. It is a transcript of the gene furina, whose product is annotated as furin (paired basic amino acid cleaving enzyme) a. Gene Ontology annotation, molecular function: serine-type endopeptidase activity. The coding region runs from base 588 to 3023 and encodes 811 amino acids. The record is from RefSeq and is a predicted model, not a curated record. The transcript has 16 exons. Gene Ontology annotation, cellular component: trans-Golgi network; Golgi membrane. Gene Ontology annotation, biological process: peptide hormone processing. NCBI's taxonomy places the organism in Eukaryota, Metazoa, Chordata, Actinopteri, Siluriformes, Bagridae.